This is a messenger RNA of Brienomyrus brachyistius, 3523 nucleotides long. RefSeq names its product flotillin-2a. The record is from RefSeq and is a predicted model, not a curated record. Bases 257 to 1543 code for a protein of 428 amino acids. The transcript is spliced from 11 exons. Gene Ontology annotation, biological process: regulation of myoblast differentiation; protein localization to plasma membrane. NCBI's taxonomy places the organism in Eukaryota, Metazoa, Chordata, Actinopteri, Osteoglossiformes, Mormyridae. Gene Ontology annotation, cellular component: plasma membrane.
CUGUUUUGUUGUUUUUCCAUAAAUACAUUAAAAAUGUAACAGUAGCGAAUCGGCGCUCUGGUUUCAUCGACAUCUCAGUAUAUCGCACGCUGCUGUUGUGAAAUGUUCAGUCACACGGGAUCCUGGGGCGGAGCCGCUCAGUAGCUGUAGGGUUGCAGGCUUUAUUGCACGUUAACAGCUUCUAAAGCGUCGAUCUCUGCUAAUAUCAAGAGGCGAUACUCUACUAAGCAAACAAGACAAGGAAUAGAAUAGUAUAAUGGGCAACUGCCACACCGUGGGACCAAAUGAAGCCCUUGUCGUUUCAGGCGGCUGCUGUGGCUCAGACCAGAAGACCUACGUGGUGGGAGGUUGGGCUUGGGCCUGGUGGCUAAUUUCGGACAUUAAAAAACUCUCUCUGGAAGUUAUGACCAUCCUCUGUCGCUGCGAGAAUAUCGAAACGUCGGAGGGUGUCCCCUUGGACGUGACGGGGGUCGCUCAGGUGAAAGUCAUGACUGAGAAUGAGCUGCUGGCUGUAGCUUGUGAGCAGUUUUUGGGAAAGUCUGUGGUGGAGAUCAAAAGCGUUGUACUGCAGACGUUAGAAGGCCACCUACGCUCCAUUUUGGGCACGCUGACCGUGGAGCAGAUCUACCAGGAUAGAGACCAGUUUGCCAAACUGGUGCGUGAGGUGGCCGCUCCUGACGUUGGUCGCAUGGGCAUUGAGAUCCUCAGCUUCACAAUCAAGGAUGUCUAUGACAAGGUGGACUAUCUGAGCUCCUUGGGAAAGACCCAGACUGCCGCUGUGCAGAGAGAUGCAGACAUCGGUGUGGCGGAGGCUGAGAGAGAUGCUGGGAUCAGAGAAGCCGAGUGCAAGAAGGAGAUGAUGGAUGUCAAGUUCCAGGCUGACACUAAGAUGGCGUAUUCCAAGCGAGAGCUGGAGAUGCAAAAGGCAGAUUUCAACCAGGAAGUGAACACUAAGAAAGCGGAGGCCCAGCUGGCGUAUGAGCUGCAGGCCGCAAAGGAACAGCAGAAGAUCCGGCUGGAGGAGAUAGAGAUUCAGGUGGUCCAGCGGAAGAAGCAGAUCACUAUUGAGGAGAAGGAGAUUUCCAGGAUGGACAAAGAGCUCAUCGCUACGGUUAAGAGGCCCGCUGAGGCUGAGGCCUAUAAAAUGCAGCAGCUGGCAGAGGGACACAAGGUUAAGAAGGUGCUGACAGCCCAGGCUGAGGCUGAGAAGAUCCGGCGGAUAGGGGAGGCAGAGGCUGCCUCCAUCGAGGCUGUGGGGAAGGCUGAGGCUGAGAAGAUGAGGCUGAAGGCGGAAGCGUACCAGCAGUACGGAGAUGCAGCGAAGACUGCCCUUGUGCUGGAGGCUCUUCCCAAGAUUGCAGGGAAGGUAGCUGCCCCCCUCGCCCGGACCAAUGAGAUCGUGAUCCUGAGCGGGGAGGGGAGCCGUGUGACUGGGGAGGUGAACCGCCUGCUGGCAGAGUUGCCCGUGACUGUGAACGCGCUGACGGGCGUGGACCUGUCGAAGCUCCCUCUGCUGCAGAAGAUGUCAAGCGCUCAGGCGUGAAAGCAGUUACAGAGACCUGAAAAAGUCUCUCUUAUGCACUCAUGUCGACUGCCUUCAAAUGCAAACACUUGAAAGUUUUUUUUUAAUUUUUUAAUUUUUUUAAAAAAAGAAAAAUGAGUGGAUUUUUUUAAACCUCUGGUGCCUUAGUACAGUAGGACCAGAUGACCACCUCUGUGUAUCACCUCUCCUUUUAAAUUUUAUUUUAUUAUGAAGCCGGAAUGAAAGACCAUUUUCAAUGCAGUGUGGAGUGCCUAUAUACUGUCAUUUCAUAAUGCAAUUCAAUUGUUUUUCUUUUUACUUUUUUCUGUAAAAUUAUACAUAUUCGUAGGCCUUUAGAAUCUUUUUGUGUUUUAAGUCCAUACUAUUUCUCUUACAUAUUUGUUGGGCAGCCUUGAUUAAAGCUGGCCUUUGUUGUCUCAUAGUUGCAUGUGGUGAAUCACCUGUAUCCAUCUGUUCCUGUGAUUUAGACAUUGUUAGACUGCUCUAGGCUGGAGUCGAGCCGUCGUUUCAGGUACAGUUGAAGGCGUCUGUGUUGAUUUGUAGGAUUGCAUACUAAAGUGUAAGAAUGGCUGUAGUGAUUAGAGCUGUACUUCCCUCACUGCUGUGUGUUCACUCUUGCUUCCUCCAACUUCCAUCCAUGUGGCACAUUUUUAAGGCAUGCCAGAUUCUGCGGCCCGGCAUGUUUUAAAUAGUCACCCCCUUUAUCUUCGAAGGCAUGGUGUUUGCUGAGAUAGCCAGUCGCCACAUGGCCCAUCAGGAAGAAGGAAUGACCAGGAGUUGCUGUUCUAGCACUCCACUCUGUUACAUAGUGCCUACGUUGCGUCUAAAUGAUCGAUCUGAACGGGGCGUCUCAGUACUGCUGUGAGGCGGGUCUGCCACUGUGUGUCCUCCUCUUGGUUUAUUCCAGAAGUUUUGUGCUCUCGUCCGCCUCACCUAUGAUGCUCGACUCCGGGACCAGACCCUGUGUGCCAGCAUGCAGAAGGCUCCGGUCAGUGACAUAAAGAAUGCAGAAACAUGUGUGAUCUUUAUGUUUGUCCUGAUUGUCUGAACAUGGAAGUUAUAAACAUGACAGUUAGUGUCUGUAGUCCAUGAAUGUGCAUUACUGUGUUUGUGCAUCUCUUUGUACAUAUAUACUGAGUCAAAUGUAAACUUGUGCAUGGAUACAUACCAACAAAUUUUGCCGUUUAGAAAUUAGCUAUUACUGGAUACUGUCACUCCUCCUAAGGCAGAUAGGUUCCUCACGAUGUAUGCAAUGGACUCAUCAUUUGCGAGACCAAAGAUCUGACAACUGUAGAUAUUUACGCUCUGUAUAUUUGCACGGUUUUAGUCUAAGCUUUCCGUAGGUAUCUGGGUCACUAUGCUGUGAUAUCAAUGUGAAAGUGCAACUUGAGUUUUUCACUUUGGGCUGGAAACAUUUUCAGAUGUUGUUUGCCAUGCCGAGGUCAGUCAUAUGUGAAGAAGAGGUUCUUGUUGUUUUUUGUGUUGUUUUUAUUUUUACACUUCUUGGCCAAAGUUUUGCUCAUGUUUUCGUAUAACCCAGGUUACUCUGAAUGAGCUUAGUGAUUUUGAAAUCAUUUUUGUAUGUCUUUGUCAAUGGGAUAUUUUAGCACCUGACCUAUAAUUUUUUUUUCCAACAAAUAACAUCAACUUAAUACCUUAUAAGAAUAAUAAGCUAAUAGGAAUAUGCAUGUUAUAAUGGCCAGCACGGCAGAAAGAAAAUCCUUAAAGUAACACUUAAUUUACACCUGUGCCUACAAGCAUUUUGUUUCGUACAUAGAUGUACUCUUAUACUGAAGUCAGAUUUAUUCUUGCUUGGAAUACGCAUCUUUUACGUUUGAUCGGUGCAAAUUUUUUUGUAUUUUGUUAAUGUAUGAUAAUAUGAAUAUUUCAAUAUUAAUGUUUGCAUUUAUUUGAUCAGUUCAGAUUUCACUUCAUCUUAAAGUUACACCUGUUUAUAAAUAAAAAAAUAUUUAAAAAGUG